Heteronotia binoei (common prickly gecko) is the source of this 474-nucleotide messenger RNA. RefSeq names its product prostate and testis expressed protein 3-like. The transcript is spliced from 4 exons. Bases 157 to 474 code for a protein of 105 amino acids. The record is from RefSeq and is a predicted model, not a curated record. NCBI's taxonomy places the organism in Eukaryota, Metazoa, Chordata, Lepidosauria, Squamata, Gekkonidae.
UGGUGGUCAGCUGAUUUCACCACUGGCCUGUUCUCUAUUUUAGAAAAGAUGCAACAUUUUGGUGCAUGUUCUUCAAAGCUGCAGUACAGACUGCAUCUACUGAGGUUGGACUAGCCAGUUGUAGGAGUCGAAGGGAAAUACAGCUGUGUCUUAAGAAUGAAAAUUCAGAUGAAUGAUAUUUUGGCACUUUGUUUCUUAAUGAUGCUCUCCAUAGAAAUAGCUGGAGGUGUCAAAUGCCUUGGCUGUACUGAUGUUGGUCCUGACAACAAGUGUAAAAGAAAGUCUUAUGAGUGCACUAUUGGUGCUUGGAGAUUCUGCUUCAUGCAAAAAUUUUCUAAAUCGAACAAAAUUGUGUAUAUAAAGCGGGGUUGCACCUCAUUCUGCAAAACUGAAACUCGGAUCAGAUCGAGAUACCGACUUAAAACCUGGUGCUGCUAUUUUGACUACUGUAACUCUCUGAAUGUCUGGUACUGA